Molecule: messenger RNA, 558 nt
Organism: Cetraspora pellucida
Lineage: Eukaryota; Fungi; Glomeromycota; Glomeromycetes; Diversisporales; Gigasporaceae
Source: the annotation of a GenBank genome assembly
AUGUUAGCUAUGUUUGAGAGAUAUCUUCAUCUACAUCUAGCAAUUCAUGAGAUUUGUUCUAAAGAACCAUUAAUGCCCCUUUGCUUAGAUAAUGAAGGUUUUAUAAAUCUUGAAUCCUUCUGUCAACUUCUUAAGCCAUUCGCAAGUGGCACACUAGUUCUUUCUAAAGAGAAUUCAAAUUCAAUUUCUGAUGCAAUAAUGGUUAUACUAGAGAUUGAUCAGCAUAUCAAUAAAGUUAGGAUAAGUCAUUAUAUAAAGAGAAAAUUUGAAAAAUAUUGGAAUGUAAUUGUUGACCAUGUCAUAAUUGCACACAUACUUGAUCCAAGAUAUAAGUUGAAGCACUUAAAAGCAACUUUAAUUGAAGUUGGCAACUAUAGUAAAAAUAAUACAGAAGUGUUUGUUAAUAAUAUUUGGCAAAAAAUUAUUUUAUAUGGAAUGAAAUAUGCAAGCACAGAAACUUCAACUGUUGAAACGGUUGAAAAGAUUGAAAUUGUUGAAAGUAAUGAUAAUUAUAUGUCUGAUUUUUUAAUUCCUAGGAGAAAAAUUUCAAAAAAAUGA